Messenger RNA from Seriola dumerili (greater amberjack), 1346 nucleotides. RefSeq names its product reprimo-like protein (gene rprml). The transcript has a single exon. Bases 332 to 658 code for a protein of 108 amino acids. The record is from RefSeq and is a predicted model, not a curated record. Lineage: Eukaryota; Metazoa; Chordata; Actinopteri; Carangiformes; Carangidae.
AGAAGACUCACUGAGAGUCAGACAAAAACGCGGAAUUUAACUUGUAGAAACUUACUUUUGGUUGCACCUGAUGAGACCCUCCUUGACUGCAAGAGACAGUCCGGUGAUGUGGAUGUGGUCGUUACGCGCCGGAGCUGUACAAAACUCGGUGUUUGCCUGUAAACCUGGACUUUAACAGCCUGCUUUUUUAUUUUAUUUCUUUUAUUUCCUCUUAUUUUCGUCUGAACAGUCACAUGACGCAAAGUUUUGCUUGGACUCCAGGUUUUGUGGUGAGACUGUGUGCCUGCCAAGUGGAGUCGCGUGUCUAUCUGCUGAUAACCCACAAGGAAACAUGAACGUCUCCUUCUUCGAUGUGACCCAGGGCGCACUGUUUAACGGGAGUCAGACCCUCGCCGGGACUCUGGCGACUUACUCCGGCAAUGGCACCGACAACGUGGUGACCGGCGAUGGCGGAGUGCUGCUGCAAGACGAGCGCAAACUAUUUGUUAUGCGUGUGGUGCAGAUCGCGGUGCUGUGCGUACUGUCGCUCACCGUCGUAUUCGGUAUAUUUUUCCUCGGGUGCAACCUGAUGAUCAAAUCGGAGAGCAUGAUCAACUUCCUGGUGAAGGACCGGAGACCCUCCAAAGACGUGGAGACGGUCAUGAUCGGGCUCAGCUAGAACAGGGGGAGGCAGGUAAAGUGGAGAACUGGAGCGGAGAUCCGGUAUGAGGAUCUAGUGCGCAUUUCCAGCCGCAGGUCAAGACCUGCACCUGCAUGUAGUUUAAAAGACGCUCUCUCUUUCUCUCUGUGUCCUAGUGAGGAAAGAUAUGCAAAAACUUCACAUUUCCUUCCGCAAAUGACCACAGGAAAGUAGUCCAGCGACCAAUGUUUGUGCGUAAAGUUUGUGCGUAAGCAGGCAUUUGUUUACACGUGGGCCGAUCUGUUGAAUCUAUUGAGUGAAUUUCAAUUUUGCCAACUUGAACAAAGUGACGAAAAUGUUUACAAGCGGUUACCUCAAUUUUGUGUAGUUUUUUUUUUCUUCCUUUUUUGUAAAUUUGAAAUGAUCGUUAAUGAAUGUUUUUAAAACUGUCAAAAGCAUGAUUGUGGGUCUGCCAGUGUACUCCGUGGACUUGAUGGAUAUGUGGGUAUUCUCUAUACAAAGUAUUUUUCUUGGUCUCGUUUUGUAAAUGCUCUUAAGUACUGAAAACUUGCACGUUUUUCAACAGAUUCCGUCACAGCUUUAUGGGGUGGUUCUGGUCCUGUUUGGCAUGCUCGCUAAUUGAUCUGUAAAGUGAUUUUUGGACCCGUUUUGCACUUUUGAAACCACUGAUGCUGCAUGAAUUAUUUUGUACCAAGAAAACUUUGAA